Molecule: messenger RNA, 1701 nt
Organism: Schizosaccharomyces octosporus yFS286
Lineage: Eukaryota; Fungi; Ascomycota; Schizosaccharomycetes; Schizosaccharomycetales; Schizosaccharomycetaceae
Exons: 1
Coding region: 1-1701 (566 amino acids)
Molecular function (GO): GTPase binding
Source: RefSeq, a predicted model, not a curated record
AUGGAUGAAUUGAAUGAUGAUGCUUUGUUUAAUGGAAGAACAGGUACUAAUUUUGAAAGAAAUGAAGAAAAAGUAUUGCCCGAUUUGCCCCAUAGUCGCUUGAAAUCCAGUAAUUACAAUAUGGAAAACGAGAUCUUCAAUACCGUAGGUAUUUGGAAUAAUGAUAGUCCCAAUGGGAUGCAAGGUUCCUUUCAGAAAGACAGCGGUCCAGAGAAUAAAGGUUCAGGUUUGGAAUUGGACUUAGGAAACAUUAUGCUUGAAACGCACAACUUGGAUCCCACAAAAUGGAACACUGAAAGGUAUAGUCAGGAUGGUGCUGGAGUUAAUGAUAACAGCUAUGAUUGGCAGUAUUUUGUUUUUGAUGAAAGGGAAAUAGGUUCCAUGCUUCGAUUAUUUGUGCAAGAGUUCCGGCCAGAUCGACCAUCGAUGCGAUUAGCUCCGGCGAAAUUAUUUUAUUUGGCUUCCCGAUUUGCUUAUACUUACAUGCCGAAAAGCAAAAAUAUUGGACAUGAUCUUUUGACGGGCUUUCUUGAUUCAGUACACCAAGUCAUACAGACAAAUACUGAAGAUAUGGUUUUGUGUGUCAUGUGGUUAGCGAAUGUUUGUCUACUUGAAUUCUACCUUCAAAGAGACACAAGGUUGGAAGAAUUGACUGGUCAAAUACAGCAAGAAUGUAACCAAUUAAUAUCUGAAAUUUAUUGUUUAGUCUGCAAAGAUGCCAUUCGUCGCAUGGAGGAAAACUUAGAAGAAGGCAUGCUCAAAUAUACAGGAAUACAGGGCUUAGAUUCCAUCCUUCAUUCAAGAAGUUGGAAUUUCUUGAGACGUCGGAAUACAUAUGAUCAUUUAUCUCCUCGCAGUACUCCUUCAGCUUCGCCACGUAGUAUUACUAAAAUCAUUGCAUCCACUCUUCAUUUAUUAGAAGUGUUUUACGUUCAUCCCCUUCUACGUAUUCAGUGUAUUGAGCAGUUAUACCGCUGGUUGGGUGUGCGUCUUUUUAACAGAGUCGUUUCCACAAAAAAAUAUCAUUCUCGAGCUGCCGCCAUGGAAAUUCGCUUCAAUGUUUCCAGCUUGGAAGAGUGGUCACAAACAAAUUCCGUGAAGCUUAGAAAACCCAUCGACUAUCCUGGAGAAGACUUUCGAGUCUCUCUCACUCCUCACCUUACAUCGUUGACCCAACUAUUGCAAUGGCUUCAAUGUUUAUAUAGAUUAAGCGAAGAGAAUGAACCAGAACCCUUGCAAGAGACCCUUGAAUCUUUAGAUGCCUUGAAUCCACGUCAGCUCUAUACUGUCGCAAAGUCCUAUCAACCAAAUAGUUCUGAAACAAAAGUUUCACGAACGUUUUUAAAACGUCUUGAAGUAUAUCAACGAGAAGAAUUACGAAAGACUUUAGAGACUCCUCAAGACGAUGGUAUUGUAAAUGAGUUUGAAUUAACAAAAGAUGAAACCCAGCUACAGACUCUUAAUUUGCCGACGAAAGCUCAGCUAGCAAAUGCUUAUUCAAGUAUUUCUUCUGGAAAUGCGUUCAACAACGAUCGUAAAAUCCUUUUUCAACCACAUGUAUCGAACGACAUUAUCGAUCGAUUAGAAGAAAACGGUAUCUCUAUGGAUCGUGCGGAAAUACCAACUAGUGUUUUUGAAGAUGAAUUAGCGAAACGGGAAUGGCGGCCUGACCAGGAAGUAGAAGAAUUGAUGGGUGCAUAG